CUUUUACUGGUUUGUGUAACGGAGAGAGAGUGAUGGAGUUUGGGUGUUGAAACAGUUUUAACGAUCGCAUGGCUGAGAUUUGUUACGAGAACGAGUCAGUGAUGAUGAAAACGACGUCCACGGUGGUUAAGAAGACGACGGCGGCGGCGACGACGACGACUAAGAGGCGUGAACGGAGCUCUUCUCAAGCCGCGAGGAGGCGGAGAAUGGAUAUCCGACGGUAUAAGUUCGUCUCCGGCGAACAAGACGACGGAGAGUUACACAAGCGGAGGAGACGAGAAUCCGCCGUGUUCUACGAGUUGGCCAAGACCGAGACGGCGAAGGAGGUUGUCGUUUUGUGUGAGUCUCUGAGCUCUACGGUCAUGGCAUUGCCUGAUCCGGACGCUUAUCCUAAAUACGGCGUCGCUUCGGUAUGUGGAAGGAGACGGGAGAUGGAAGACGCCGUCGCUGUGCAUCCGUUUUUUUACCGUCAACAGACGGAAGUUUCCUCUUUAGGGUAUCACUACUGCGGCAUUUACGAUGGUCAUGGCUGUUCCCAUGUAGCGAUGAGAUGUAGAGAGAGGCUACACGAGCUAGUGCGUGAGGAGGUUGAGGCUGAUGAUGCUGACUGGGAAAAGUCAAUGUCGCGUAGCUUCACGCGCAUGGACUCAGAGGCUGUGGCGUUGAACGGAGGUGGUACGGCGAAUUGUCGUUGCGAGCUUGAGAAGCUGGAGAGCAACACCGUGGGAUCUACAGCGGUUGUGUCAAUCCUCACGCCGGAGAAAAUCAUCGUGGCGAACUGUGGAGAUUCCCGUGCUGUUCUCUGUCGUAACGGGAAAGCUAUUCCUUUGUCUUCCGACCAUAAGCCGGAUCGCCCAGACGAGCUAGACCGGAUUCAAGCAGCGGGUGGGCGGGUUAUCUACUGGGAUUGCCCACGUGUCCUUGGAGUACUUGCAAUGUCACGAGCCAUAGGCGAUAGUUACUUGAAGCCGUACGUUAUCAGCAAACCGGAAGUAACCGUAACGGACCGGGUCAAGGAAGACGAGUUCCUUAUACUAGCAAGUGACGGUCUUUGGGACGUGGUCUCAAACGAAACUGCAUGUAACGUCGUUCGAAUGUGUAUGAAAGGAAAAGUCAACAGUCAGCUAACAUCUUCACCGGCAAACAAUGUUGCCGGCGCCGGAAACGUGGAAGUCGGAGGUGGAGAUGUGUCGAAUAAAGCCUGUGAUGAAGCGUCGAUUUUGCUGACAAGGCUUGCGUUAGCUAGACAAAGUUCUGACAACGUAAGUGUUGUGGUGGUUGAUCUCCGAAGAGACACGUAGUUGUUUCUUGUUCUCUCUCUCGUAAUGUUUGUUCUUUUUUUUGUCCCGAGUCAUGAUGACUUUUGGGCUUUCUUUAACUUUUUUGCUCUUCGGUUUAAGACGAAGGGUUUUUAAUUUUAGCUUGACUUUUGGUAUGUCACUGUCACUGUGUAAGUGAAUAGCGGUUUAAAUCUUCAAAAAAUUUCACCGUAGGUGAAACUGCGCAA
Molecule: messenger RNA, 1507 nt
Organism: Eruca vesicaria subsp. sativa (arugula)
Lineage: Eukaryota; Viridiplantae; Streptophyta; Magnoliopsida; Brassicales; Brassicaceae
Source: the annotation of a GenBank genome assembly